Messenger RNA from Pistacia vera, 705 nucleotides. Its product is annotated as seed lectin-like. The coding region runs from base 1 to 705 and encodes 234 amino acids. NCBI's taxonomy places the organism in Eukaryota, Viridiplantae, Streptophyta, Magnoliopsida, Sapindales, Anacardiaceae. The transcript has 2 exons. Gene Ontology annotation, molecular function: carbohydrate binding. The record is from RefSeq and is a predicted model, not a curated record.
AUGGAAUUCUGCAAAUCAAUACAUUCAUUCCUGCAAUCAAAUCCAGCUAGAAAUUUUUACUUUGGGGCCUUCAGGGUUUUCCUCAUUUUGCUACAUAUUUUUUCUGUAAACUCAAUUUCAUUCAAUAUUACAUGUUUCAGUGAACACAGUGACAUACUCUGCCAGGGUGAUGCUAAUGCUAGAGAUCAUGUCAUCCAGCUAACUGCAGGCAGCCAAGGCGAUGUCAAUUUCAGUGGGAGAGCCAUCUAUAAAGAGCCAGUGCAUCUGUGGGAUAAUGCCACUAGGAGGGUUGCUGAUUUCACUUCAAGUUUCUCCUUCGCGGUGGCCUCUGGCGAUGAGGAUCUUCCCGGUGCUAGGCUUUCUUUCUUCCUCACUACAAAUGGCUCUAUUAUGCUUCCGAACUCCAGUGGUGGGUUCCUUGGUCUUGUUACUGGCAAUAACGACUCUACAAACUCGACAAAAAAUCAUUUUGUCGCUGUGGAGUUCGAUAAUCAGUUUGUUGGAGUGCAUAUUAACUCCACAGGUUCCGAGUUCAGGAGAUUGCCAAGUACUACUGCACAGAAAAGACUCAAUGUGUUGGUCGAGUAUAAUUCUAGUACGAAAUAUUUGUGUGUUACGUUGAUUGAUCAAGCUGACUAUACUCUGCCGCAGGAGAGUUCACCAGGACAUAUAGCAUUUAUUCGUGGCAAUUUAGUUCAAACUUAA